AGAAAGUUUUUGUAUUGACAAGUCGGAUUUUGAACAUUAGUGCGAAAUGGAUUCGUAUGCAAGGUGACCGUGGUAUUCGAAGUCAACGAUUGGCGUGAAGAAAAUCUGCGAGAUAUCACCUCACUUUUCAAGGAUGGAGGAAAGUGUUUCAGAUAGUGAAGUCGAUUUCAGUUCAUGUAAAAACGGGCGUCAAUUUCCCAAAAUUGGAAAUAAACGGUGGGCCUAUGCAGUGAGGCGCGUUUCCAUUGGCUGGUCACCAGUUCAAGAGGCGGGGUUUAAUAACGACACGGUGUCUAUUCAUCCAAAGCGACUGGUGGAAUUGUUACGUUUACCCUCAGUAAAUACCUAUUCAACGCUGAAAAGGAAACUUAUUAAGUCGAAAUUUAGCCCGGAAUGGAUUUUGGAAUUUUUACAUCAAGAUGGGCUAGAGAUCCUCUUUGAGAGUUUGGAACAAAUUGCUAACCAAAACUCGUCCUCUUUUCUGGACAGCGUUUUAUUUAUUUCUUGUGCGGAAUGUAUUAAAACCGUUAUGGAUUCGUCUCUAGGAUUGGAUUAUAUCGUGGAAAAUAAGGAGCAACUAAUUCGAAAAUUUGCAUCAGCGCUAGACACAGACAAUGUUACAGUUAAGAAGCAGAUUCUGGAGCUACUGUCUGCACUGUGUGUGUACUCCAAAGACGGCUACUCCUGUACGCUAGACGCACUGGAACACUACCGGAAAGUUAAAAAGCAGAGAUACCGUUUUGCUGCAUUAGUGGAAGAGCUGCGCAACACAGAAAAUGUGGAGUACCAGACGAUUCUCCUGGAACUCAUUAACUGUAUCAUUGUUUACGCUGAUAAAAUUGAAGACCGUGUGCGAAUUAGAAACGAGUUUUUUGGAUUAAGAUUGCAAGAAAUUUUAAACAGGUUACGGCGGAAAGAUGAGCAAAAAGAGAGCGUGAUCACUCAACUGGAUGUGUUCGAUCAGCAUCGCGAGGAGGACGAAGAAGCUCUGCCCGGGGCGAAGGGCGUGGAUCUGAAUAGCCCUUUAGAUGUGUUCCACGCCAUAUACAAUCAGAUUGGCGAUUGUCCUCAGGAGCUGAAUUUCCUGACAACACUACAACACAUGCUGAAAAUUGACCCCACCGAUCCCAACAGUGAAUUGAUAUGGCAAACUCUCGAGAAACUUGUGUGCAAUGCCGCAUUAAUAGAAUCCACAGAAGAUGCACAAAAACUAUUGAUGACGUCGCAGCGAAAGCGGGAAAAAUCUGUCGAUGGGCAAUGUGCAUGUUCUUGUCAUAAUGGAGAAAGAGCACGCGUGAUGUCACCACGACGAACUAAUAAUGUUCCUCUCCCAGAAAAUACCUCAAAAGAAAAUGUUUCAACCAAAGACGCACCUCCCCCACCCCCUGCCCCGGCGCCACCGCCACCCCCACCACCACCUCCACCCUCAGGAAUAGGGCCCCCACCUCCACCACCCCCACCCAUGGCUCCAGGUAUACCCCCACCCCCUCCUCUGGGAGGUGCUCGAUUUCCCAAUGCUACGCCUCAGGUGAAACUACCUCAGCAAACUGUACCCAAACCCAAAACUAAAAUGAGGACUUUGCAAUGGAGCAAAAUUUCGGCCAGUAAAGUGAUGUCAGGAAAACCCAACAUCUGGCAGUCUGUUGGGGAGCGAUUUAAUGUGAAUGAAAUGGACUUCAAUAAAAUGGAGGAUCUGUUCAGUAUCAGUGCUCCACCUGACAACUCGGAAAAGGUGAUUGGUGGAAAUCUCUCUGAAAGACGGAAGCGAGAACUAACAGAGAUAAAUUUGCUGGAGGGAAAGAGAAGUUUGAACAUCAACAUCUCCUUGAAACAGUUCCGAAUGUCAAACGAGGAAAUCAUUCAUCUUAUCCGAGAGGGCCCGAGUGAAAAAAUCGGUGCAGAGAAACUCAGAGGUCUAAUGAAGAUAAUGCCUUAUUCUGACGAGAUUGAACUUCUAAGAAGUUUCGAAGGUAAUCGAGACAAACUCGGAAGUGCUGAGAAGUUCCUGAUGUGCCUUAUGGACCUUCCACACUAUAGGAUUCGCAUCGAAGGUAUGCUAAUUAAAGAGGAGUUCACCAACGAUAUGGAAUGGAUCCGCCCCGCAAUAGAAGCUGUAAUCCUUGCCGCCAAAGAUAUUAAAAGGAAUACCAAUCUUCAUGAAGUGCUUUAUCUGGUUCUGUUGGCAGGGAAUUAUUUAAAUGCGGCUAACUCUAGCAUAGGCGAUGCUGCUGGAUUUAAGCUUUCAUCUCUAAUCAAACUUACAGACACACGUGCCAACAAACCGAGAAUGAAUCUCAUGCAUUACGUUGUCAUGCAAGCAGAAGAGAAAAAUUCCAAAUCCUUAAAUUUUCAAGAUGAAAUGAAAUACCUAAAGGACGCUUCAUUAGCCUCGGUGGAAAACAUGACCACAGACAUCAACAGUCUUGCCAAUAAACUAAAACAUCUUUCUGACCAAAUGAACAAUGUCAAUCAAGAAUUCCGAGAUCAGAUAUCUGAUUUCUUACAGGAGGCAAAAUCGGAGAUCGAUGACUUACAGGAAGAUCUGAAAGAUAUUGAGAAUCUACGGUGUGAGUUGGCCGAUUUCUUCUGUGAGGAUAUCAAAACGUUCAAGUUGGAAGAGGCCUUCCGAACUAUGCAAACGUUUUGCGAACGAUUCAAGAAGGCCAUGGAGGAAAAUGGACAAAGGAGGAAAAAUGAAGAAAAGGCAGUCUUGCGCGAAAAGCAAAAUCAGGACGAGCGCAACAGGAAACAUUCCGCUGAAUCACGGGCCAACCCUGACAAUCAAAAUCGAGUCAAUGCCAACAGUGAGGACGAGUCCAUAGUGGACAUGCUCCUCGCAGACGUUCGAAGUGGAUUUGCUAAUCGAAAAUUUGGUGAUAGUAACUUUUCAGUAACAAAAGUUAAAAAAGUGAACCUUGAUGGAAAUGACAAUGUAACUGACGUAAAACCCAGAUUUGUAAGAGGCGGAUAUGGACGAAGGAGCACGCGCAGUAAAAAGAGACAAGAAGAGGAGGACUUUGCUGACUCAGAAAGUACGUGUAGCAGUCUUGAAGAUACGACAGAUUACAAAAGAUCUGAAGGAUUUCCAAAUAAAAACGAGUCACUGAUGAACAUUCUGACACAACCAGAAGACAAACCAAAUCAACCUCAAUUUGAGCGGUAUGGAUCUCUACGUCGACGACGCCAGGAACGGAAAGAGAGUCGAAAUCUUUUGGAAGUUUUUGAUAGGGAACGUGCACCUUCUCCAAAUGUGGAAACACCAAAGAAUUCUGAAGAAACCAAACGUUCUCUGACCCCCUCUGUUGAAAAAUCUGUAAUAAGCGAAUUUGAUACCAGUGAUAUGCCCUUCAGGCGAACAAAAAGCAUGUAUGACCGAUCCACACGUAGCUCAAUGAAAACUUCCAAUGAGUCCAAGGACACUGAGGAUGUUGCUGAAAGACUCAAGAGAAAAUAUGUGAAAAAAGAUUCCACUCCCACACCUGAGACACAAAGCAGCAAUACAUCGAGUUUAUCAAAAGAGGAGACUACAGAAGAACACCGUACUCGAUGGAGAAGUGGGAUCACACCAUUGGAGGGAAACCGAAACCUUCCGAUUAUUGACGAAAAAUCGAGAUUAGAAACUCCAACGAGAGAAUUGGAAAAGGCAUCCCAACAAGAAGCACCCGAAGAAUCUGAAAACGCUGUAGAACGAACCCGCACUCAAAUGGCUCGACGACUUAGUAAGAGAAAUACUAUGGAUCCUUCAGAAAUAAAACAUCUUCUCGAAUUAGCCGAUAAGAACGGUAAUAUCAACAAAGUUGCCAAAACAUCCGAUGAUAGUUCAAAAGUUUCUGUUUCUGUAAAAACACAGUUAAAUCGACGUUGGAAAAGUGACUUGGACAGAAAAGAUAUUGAUCAAGUACUUAAAGCUAUUGAAGAUUCGGAAUCAAAGAAAAACGCGAUAGAAAAUGCAACAUCCACUCCCCAAACCUCAAUGCUGGCAGAAUUGACCCCAGAGUCAAAACCUGAAGGAUCAAACACAGGUGGAGAGAGUGAUGCACUGAAAGCAAAGCGUAAAAUUAGAAAACAGCGGUCAAAUUUAUCUCUGGAUGAUGUUAAACAAGCACUGCAUUCUAAUAAAAUAGAGGUGAAUAAUAUAAAAAAUUCACAAACUGCAGGAGAAACUCCUCAAAUAGAAAACAUUAAACCAAAUCCAUUGCCUCCCGAUGUACCUCCUCGCCGAUCAAGACCAAACAGUGAAGCUUCAGAAGAAAACAAAAUAGAAUGUGAGAAGAAAUCAAAGAGAGAGUCCUCAAAUUUAAGCAAAGCAGCUAAAAUGGCAGCAAAUCGUAAAUUUCGUAGUAAACGUUUUGGAGAUAAAGAUCGAUCAUCUGAUGGACGCUGGAAAAGUGACGUACAAAAGGACACUAUUGAUGAGGCUCUAAAAGAACACGGUAUGAGCAGAUCUAAAUCGUAUGACGAAUCUGUCGCUCGCAAAGCUGUCAGCGAGAAGAAAGAAUUUUCACUCGUUAACCUCCAGAUAGUGAAUGGUGAGAAGAUAAAAUUCCGAAGAAGUGUUGGGAGACUUGACUCUGAGAGUAAACGAGGAGCCAAAUAUUUCCCAAGCAGUGACAGUGAAACUGAUAAUAUUCCUGAUGGAACAUCUUCCCCAAGAAGACCGUCCAGCUCCAAAAGUGACAGUCCCAAGAGUUCUAGUCGAUUGUCAAUUAAAUCUACCAGCACAUCAACAGAAACUCUUAGAUGCGACACGCCAUAUAGCGAAGCGGACGCCUCCUCUCCGGAACAAAAACGCAGAAAUUCCUCUUUGCAAGAAGAGUCUGUGGACAACUCAAUGACAGACGCAUUGGUUCUCCAACAGCGAUCAAAAAGAGCAGCUUUGACGUCAGAUGAUGGUAUUGGGACAGCAUCACAAUCAGAAAAACUUAAAAUUCAAGUACCGGUGGAUGAAUUCGACGUUUCACCGAUGGCUAUGAUGUCAGUGUGGAAACAAAAACGUUCCACGCAACGCAAAAGUGACAAUCUUUCUGAUCAAGAAAAUCCUAUUUCACCUCGAUUUACGAAAACAAACGAUUCAUUCACUUACGAGUCCAACACCCUUAGUAGCCCUCGUUCUCAUUCAGGAUUACCUAUCGUUCAUAAAUCUGAAGGCAGUGGAGAUUCUAUGUCAAUCAGGAACGACAUCGGAUCGCGAUGUAGUUACGCUAGUAGUAGUGACAGUGCUCGUGACGAAGGGUUUGAGACCAUGUCCGGUACUGUGUCGCAGCGCACGUCACUUAGUAGUACGCUUGAAUCGGAAUUAACCCCCACGCUUCCUCGAAAAUUGUUAAAUAUGAAGGCUGCGAAAAGUGUUUCUCAUGAGGAUGUGAACGUACCACCUAAACGGGAAAUAAUAAAAUCAACUGUACAAAAGCAGUCGGAACUUGAUGCCCGUAAACAGAGGACCGAGUCCUGGACAGAAUCUGUGGUCGCUACAACAACAAAUUUAAACAAGGAGUCCCCUCUUGACUCCUCUAUAAAUUAUUCAACUCUAUCACCAGACAGCGGGCACGGCACAUCGAAGGAAGACGUCUGGAGCGAGAAUGUUGGCCUUGAAAACACAGUGAGGUGUAAAUCGCCUUCGAGUCCUCGUUCCUCAACAAAAAUGGCGCCUUUAGCUACUCCUGAGAAUGUCCAAAACUUGUCCAAGACAAAGGAACUUCCCAGUUACAUGCGUGGAACAGCAAGUAGCUCUACUAGAGGCCGUCCGAAUUCUUCUGGGUCAGACUCAAAUAGAAACAAAUCUCCAAGAAAAAGCACAACAAAUUUAAAUAAAUCUCGAACCAGUGAAUCAAAUACAAGUAUAGCAUCAUCUGUAAGUGGUGUAUCAGAAAGUGGCGCGCAUGCAAAGUCGAGUCCAAAAAGAAAAGUUUCCUCUAAUGUCAGUCAACCAAAUUCGCGUUCUACAACGCCUCAUCCACUAUCUCGUCCGACGACGCCAGCAAACGGAGCUUCAAGGUCUACAUCUACAGCACAUCAUACCUCCCCAUCAAAAACAGCGUCAAGCGUAACGACACGCCUCACUGCUUCCUCUUCGCCUAGCAAAGGAUUUUCCCGAACUCAGUCACUACGUCUACCAAAAUCAUCAAGACCAUCUUUUGGAGGUUCUUCUACAGACUCCGCGAAAACAACAAACACUACUAAAGCCCCCAGACGGUCAUUUAUGUCUCCGACUGCAUCAUCUCAAGCCCGAAAAGAAAUCAAUCCUCCGCCAAUUCCACCUCUAAGAACUGUUUCAUCCACAAAUAAUAAACCAGCUAUUAAACCCGUUUCCGUUGUAACAUCUGUUAAACCAAGUGAAAAGAGCUUCGACUCAAAACAAAAAUUUACUAAAACUACAUCUGCUACCAAAGCUCCAAAUAUACCACCAUCUCCUGUAGUUGAUAUUGCCAGGUCUGUAAACGUAACGAAAUCCUCAACGGCUUCUCCGCUUAGAAGACAUGGAAGCCUUAAACUACAAAACCGAUCAGCUGAUAAACUUGUAUACCACGAAGAUUCCAUUCCUAAACCAGAAACGUUAAAGGCAGAAAACAAAACAAAAUCAUUUAUUAAUAGAAUAAGUGGAAGCAAGGUCAAACCGGAAUCACAUGUAAAGUCUCCAAAAUCAGACUCUCGUGGCAGUCUUUCAACCGUUGUAGAACAAAAAGGUGAAGAAUCAAUAACAACGAACAGCAAGGGGUCUAUCAUCAAACGAAUCGUCAGCAAAUCAUCUCCUAAGAAACUGGCCGAGAAGGCGUCUGAUAAAAAUGCAACGAAAAAAUGAGAACACGGAGACUGGACCCGACUUUUUAUAAAUAAAACUGUGAUAGGUUGUCUCUACGACCGUUGAGUGCCAAAGUAACCGUGAACAUCCCCAAGUGUUCGCAGUGAGCCGCUGGCCAGAGCGCAUGUGUAGUGUCGUACUUCCGGUGUGUAAAAGAGAAAGUACUUUGGCUGGACUGGACCAAAAACAAAGAAACAAUAGUGCUACAAAACUUUUGAACACAUAUUAAGACAAUGUAAUCGUUGAUAUUAUAAUAGUCGCUACAACUCAUUGUAACUAGAAGAAAACGUAUUUCGCAAAAAAGUUGUAGGAUUGUACAAAGUAGGCAAUUUGACUAUUCAAUGCAAAGGGAACAAGGAGGCUGAAAAAGUCUCAAUGUGCAUUUAACAUGAUAUUUAUUUCCAUUUGUGAAGUUCAACCUGACAAAUGGGACCAGUACUGUGCUUUCAUAGUGACACAGAUUCCCAUAGACAAUCCACAUCCGUGUAUCAGUUUUACCCGUUCUCUAAAUUUCACCGUGUACUAGUGGAUAUUUUUGUUAUGUAUGUAAACUUAUAUUAAUUCUUUUUGUCAAAAUAAUACUACACAUACAUCAACCAUUAUUGUUGGCUUUUUGUUACAUAAUGUUAUUAUCAAUAAAAACCUUUACAAAAUGAC
Molecule: messenger RNA, 7456 nt
Organism: Ostrea edulis (European flat oyster)
Lineage: Eukaryota; Metazoa; Mollusca; Bivalvia; Ostreida; Ostreidae
Product: formin-J-like
Exons: 17
Coding region: 134-6799 (2221 amino acids)
Biological process (GO): actin cytoskeleton organization
Molecular function (GO): small GTPase binding; actin binding
Source: RefSeq, a predicted model, not a curated record